CAGCGCCACCAUCAUCAUCCUCAGCAGCUGAACCGGGGUGGUUUAUGGAAACGGAAAAAGUGUUCUGGCCAUGUUUCGGCCUUGUUCCGUUAACAAUGCGUUUGCCGUUGGCAAUAAACUAAAUGUCCCAGGGGACUAUGAAUUGAUUUCCCCUUCAUGAAUUGAUACCAGCCACAAUCAGGUACCUUCUGUUUCCCUCUCCAAAUCACCUGCUGAAAAGCAACAACGAGUGACACCAUUUCAUGCACCACCCAUGCGCCCCAAAAUACCUGUGUCCAUUCCUAAAGAGUUGAUGUUCCUUGUAAAAGAUACGACAAAAGUGGAGAGAACGGAUUCAACUACAGGAGACAGCAGCACUAUAGACACCUCUCGAGUGUGCAGGACACUUACUUUUGAGAAAUGUGGCAAAAACAAAGAUCUCUCUUCUUCAGCAACCACUACAUUUAGUCUCCAACAGACAGCUGAGGCAUCACAUCGAACCCUCCCACCUUCAGAAUCCUCCUCUUCCCCUCAUACACCCGAGCCACCACACAGUGGUCCUUCUGUUGUUGUUCCCCCACUGACACUCAGAUCAUCCCCUCAUACACCUGAGACACCACACACAGGUCCUUCAGUUUUUGUUGCCCCACCGGCACAGAGACCAGAUCUGGAUAUAAGCACUUGGACCUGUUCUUAUCAUCAGAAAGUGUGGAUGAAGACAGGGCUCCAAUCUCUGGGACUGUGGCCUGGGUCCCACCAUAUGCUCAAGCCAGGAAACGCACUUUCAUUAUGCAGUCUCCCUCCACAGCCAGAACUCACUGACACUGUGUUAGCACUCCCAUCCCGCAAUUUCUUUCAGCUCCAUCCAUUUUUUAUUUGGAAACCAGAAAGUGACAGCAUGGUGAGACUAAGAAAUAAUUAUAUACUCCCAUGUCUUCAUGGUUGUCCAAAGCCAGAUAUAGUCUCAGCUGGUGUGGGUAGGCCUCGAGUGAUUGUUGGCACCAGUGGACAGUAUUACAUCUUUGCUUCACGCCUUCGCUGCAGGAUGUGCAAGAGGAUCUGGUUUGCUGACAGUCCUCAGUGGAUGGGGAAACUGCCAAAGCGGUUCACAAGCAUUCUGCCAGCAUUCCUAACUUACAAGAAGGCCAUUUGCAAGUCUGUGCUUCAUGAGCUGAGGCGUACUGGCAAGUCACCUUCAGACAUGGCAAACCAGGUGAAUGAGCUGAUGCACCUUAAAUAUGAACAAGCUCACCUGGCAUACCUUCAUAGCAUACAGAACAUCUGGGAUGCUGAGGCUGGGGUUUAUAGGCAGAUGACUCUUGGUCACCUUGUGAGGAAGGAUGACAUGCCACAGUCUUUUGGAGCCUAUGAGGAUGCAGAUGGGUGGUGUGAAGUCUCUGUCUCUGCUCACUACCUGACUGACUGCCUCAUUGAUGAGUACCGGCGCCAAGAGCCAGCUAUCACUACACUCCUGCAGGGCACUUUUGGACAGGUCUUGCGGUCUGACCACACCAGGAAGGUGGCACGAAAAGUGACCUUGUCAUCUGGCACCAUGUCAAGUUAUGCAGUUAUGAACGAAAAUUGGAUGAUUGUUUCCUGGGUGAUGUUGCAGUCUGAGAGAGAGAAGUCCCUUGAACCCAUGUACCGGGGGUUAGCAAAGAGGAUGCAGGGGUGGAGAAGGCCAAUUACCACUGGGAAGCUCAGCCCAAGGUAUGUUGGCCCAUUCAAAAUCUUAAAACAGAUAAAUGAGGUUACAUAUCAGCUUGAGCUUCCUGCUAACUACCGCAUCUCUCCAUCAUUUCAUGUCUCGCUCCUCAAACCGGUCCACCCGAAUGCUGACCCCAACGCUGAGUCCCAAGAGCCACCGCCUCCGCUGGACAUUGACGGAUCGCCAGCUUAUAAGGUGAACAUGCUGCUGGACUCGAGGCGUAGAGGGGGUCGGCUUCAAUACCUGGUGGACUGGGAGGGAUACGGACCUGAGGAGAGAUCAUGGAUACCUGCUUCCGAUAUAUUGGACCCCUCACUCAUAGAGGAAUUUCAUCGAGCCAGGCCCGACCGUCCAGCAUCACGACCACGGGGACGCCCACGCAGAGCGCCAGGAGUCGCUCCUAGAGGGGUGGUUCUCUAA
Messenger RNA from Sinocyclocheilus anshuiensis, 2107 nucleotides. RefSeq lists its product as uncharacterized. Lineage: Eukaryota; Metazoa; Chordata; Actinopteri; Cypriniformes; Cyprinidae. The transcript has 10 exons. Bases 254 to 2107 code for a protein of 617 amino acids. The record is from RefSeq and is a predicted model, not a curated record.